CGUUCAGACGAGGAAGGAAUAGAGGAGAACGACACGAGUGAAGAAGACGACGAUGUGCUGAUGCAAAAUUCAUUGAAUGUUGCUAGGAACGACAGGAAUGAUGAUAGGAAUCGCUAUGAACAGCCAAGGCAGCAACACGCCACAACGUCCACGAAUGUCUUAUUGGCCACAUCGACUCCCUCGGUUCCUCGAUGCGCAUUGCUGCGUUCACCAAUUGUGUCCACAUCGCCUAAAUACAACAACACUGCCGCAGCGUAUUCACCACGAAAUUCGAUCGUUGACAGUGGUAACAGUUCAGUGGCUUGUGGUGCUUCUGAACUGUUGAUGUUGCAACACAAUGAUGCUAGUGCUAGAACUCCACGAUUCUGUGAUCGUAGAAGUGCACAACGCUCAUCGUUGACGUCAAAUUUGGCCGCGAGAGCAUCGAAAUUUGCGUUUCGUUCAGCGGGCGUUUCCUCGUCGAUGAAACAGCAUCGUACUCAUUCACCACUUGCUGCACGUCUACAACGUCUAGGUGAGAGAAACACUCGAAAUUUUGGCUGUCAGAUGAGACACAUGACGUUUGAGACAUGA
Molecule: messenger RNA, 573 nt
Organism: Anisakis simplex (herring worm)
Lineage: Eukaryota; Metazoa; Nematoda; Chromadorea; Rhabditida; Anisakidae
Source: the annotation of a GenBank genome assembly